Messenger RNA from Musca vetustissima, 263 nucleotides. Its product is annotated as guanine nucleotide-binding protein subunit gamma-1-like. The coding region runs from base 57 to 263 and encodes 68 amino acids. The transcript has a single exon. Gene Ontology annotation, cellular component: heterotrimeric G-protein complex. Gene Ontology annotation, molecular function: G-protein beta-subunit binding. The record is from RefSeq and is a predicted model, not a curated record. Lineage: Eukaryota; Metazoa; Arthropoda; Insecta; Diptera; Muscidae. Gene Ontology annotation, biological process: G protein-coupled receptor signaling pathway.
CUUAAUUAUUUUGUGUGGCUUUCAAAAUAGGACUCGCCGAAACUGCUCUACUUGAUAUGACGGCUGCCAAUAUACAACAGCAGCGUAUUAUCAACGACCAGCUGAGAAGGGAAGCGAAAAUACAUCGCAGACGUGUUUCUGAAAGAUGCAAGGAUAUGAUUACAUACAUGAGAGAUCAUGCCAAUGAGGAUUACCUCUUGAAUGGAUUUCCCAAUCAAAAUCUAAAUCCAUUUCGGGAAAAAAGUGCAUGUAGUGUUUUAUAA